Molecule: messenger RNA, 2609 nt
Organism: Meleagris gallopavo (turkey)
Lineage: Eukaryota; Metazoa; Chordata; Aves; Galliformes; Phasianidae
Source: RefSeq, a predicted model, not a curated record
AUGCUAGGGAAGGUCUGUUCUGGAACCAGCGUGGAUUUUGUAUACAGAUACUCACUUUGUCUCAUAGUGUUGUGCAAGCAAAGUCAAGACAUUGAGGCUCCUCCGCAGAUCCAGCCGCUGCCACAGCCAUCCCUCCCACCUGCUGCCCCUAUCCCUGCUCCACAGGGCACUCCUUCUGUGGAGGAACUCAUCCAGCAGAGUCAGUGGAACCUGCAGCAGCAGGAGCAGCAGCUCCUUGCUAUGAGACAGGAACAAGUCACUUCAGCAGUAGCCCUUGCAAUAGAGCAGCAAAUGCAGAAAGUUUUGGAGGAAACCCAGUUAGAUAUGAAUGAAUUUGACAACUUGUUGCAGCCAAUAAUUGACACGUGCACCAAAGAUGCGAUCUCAGCUGGCAAGAACUGGAUGUUUAGUAAUGCAAAAUCUCCUGCACACUGUGAGCUGAUGGCUGGGCACCUGCGAAAUCGUAUAACAGCUGAAGGAGCUCACUUUGAGCUUCGGUUACAUCUCAUCUACUUAAUCAAUGAUGUACUGCAUCAUUGCCAACGGAAGCAAGCAAGAGAUCUUCUGGCUGCUUUACAGAAGGUGGUUGUACCUAUCUAUUGUACCAGCUUUUUAGCCGUGGAGGAAGACAAGCAACAGAAAAUUGCCAGACUGCUUCAACUGUGGGAGAAAAAUGGGUACUUUGAUGAGUCAAUUAUUCAGCAGCUGCAGAGCCCAGCUCUUGGACUUGGCCAGUACCAGGCAAAUUUGAUCACUGAAUAUGCGACAGUAGUACAGCCUGUGCAGGUUGCCUUCCAACAGCAGAUACAGAACCUGAAAACUCAACACGAAGAGUUUGUAAACAGCUUAACGCAGCAGCAGCAGCAACAAAUACAAAUGCCACCGCUGGAGAACGAGGUGAAAUCAACUCCCCCUCCUCAAGCGCCCACAGCAGCACCAGCCUCAGCUCCACCAUCUGCUCCAGUUACACAAGCAGAUGAUGGUAAAUCUCAGCUGCCUCUAGCUGGUUCUUCAGAGUAUGACACAACAGGGUCUGGGGUGCAGGAUCCUGCUUCUGGUGGACCACGUGGCCCUGGAUCUCAUGAUCAGAUUCCUCCAAAUAAACCCCCGUGGUUUGACCAGCCUCAUCCUGUUGCACCGUGGGGUCAACAACAGGGACCACCUCAUUGUCCUCCAUGGAAUAACAACCAUGAAGGAAUGUGGAACGAACAAAGAGAUCAAGGCUGGAACAACCAGCGAGAGACACCUUGGAACAACCAGCCUGAUCCUUCUUGGAACAACCAGUUUGAAGCACCAUGGAACAACCAGCAUGAACAACCUCCAUGGGGUGGGGGUCAAAGGGAACCUCCAUUUCGAAUGCAGCGGCCACCUCACUUCAGAGGCCCAUUUCCUCCACAUCAGCAACAUCCCCAAUUCAACCAGCCCCCGCAUCCGCAUAAUUUCAACCGCUUUCCACCUCGCUUCAUGCAGGAUGAUUUUCCACCUCGCCAUCCCUUUGAAAGGCCUCCUUAUCCUCAUCGUUUUGAUUACCCCCAGGGGGAUUUUCCUCAAGAAAUUGGACCUCCUCAUCACCACCCUGGGCACAGGUUGCCUCAUCCUGGAAUCAGCGAGCAUCCUCCCUGGGGAGGGCCGCAGCACCCUGAUUUUGGGCCUCCCCCACAUGGAUUUAACGGGCAGCCUCCUCACAUGCGGCGACAAGGCCCCCCUCACAUGAACCACGAUGAUCCCAGUCUGGUGCCAAACGUUCCCUACUUCGAUCUUCCUGCUGGACUGAUGGCUCCGCUUGUAAAACUUGAAGAUCAUGAGUAUAAACCUUUAGAUCCUAAAGAUAUACGUCUUCCACCCCCAAUGCCCCCCAGUGAGAGACUACUGGCUGCGGUUGAGGCAUUUUAUAGUCCACCAUCUCAUGACAGGCCUAGAAACAGUGAAGGCUGGGAGCAGAACGGACUGUAUGAAUUCUUCAGAGCUAAAAUGAGAGCAAGGCGGAGGAAAGGUCAGGAGAAGAGAAAUAGCGGCCCUUCUCGGUCUCGCAGUCGCUCUAAAAGCCGAGGUCGCUCCUCCUCCCGCUCCAAUUCACGAUCUUCAAAAUCAUCUGGCUCCUACUCGAGGUCCCGAUCUCGCUCCUGCUCUCGGUCCCGAUCCUAUUCACGCUCUCAGUCCAGGAGCCGGAGCAGGUCCCGCUCUUCUCACAGCCGCUCGCGAUCACGGUCACGAUCGAGGUCCAAGUCUUACUCCCCGGGCAGGCGGCGCCGCUCUCGGUCUCGUAGCCCCACCCCUCCUUCUUCUGCUGGCUUAGGUUCCAGUUCUGGACCUCCUAUCCCAGAAUCAAGACUUGGAGAAGAAAAUAAAGGCCAUCAGAUGCUUGUGAAAAUGGGAUGGAGUGGAUCUGGUGGAUUGGGAGCCAAGGAACAAGGAAUUCAGGACCCAAUCAAAGGAGGAGAUAUUCGAGACAAAUGGGAUCAGUAUAAAGGAGUGGGAGUUGCAUUAGAUGACCCUUAUGAAAACUACAGAAGAAAUAAAAGUUACUCAUUUAUCGCACGCAUGAAGGCUAGGGAUGAAUUGAAGCGUGAAACGCAAGACCCUCCACCACCUGAAUAAGACUCUCUGAA